AUUUCAAUAUUAUAAUUAACUUAUUUAUAAAAAUCAAAGAAAAAUUUGUGAAGAUAAAAAAAAGGAUAAUUCAGCUUCAGUUUUUUCUUUUUUCUUUUGCAUCUCAAAUACACGUACUCUUCGUCCUUCGAAUCCACCCUUUUAAAAAUAUAAAAAAAAAACCCCACCUAAUCUUAAAUAAAUAUCUACACUCAGAAUAUUAAAAAAAAAAAAUAAAAUAAACUAUCGCGCGGAGUGGUCUCUCUCAUAAUUUUUUUCUUUUAUUUAAAAGUGAAAAAAAAAGGAUAAUUGCAUUCUUCCUUUUUGUAAAAAUUAAAAAAAAAAGCUACAAAAAAAAACCGCAUAAUAAUACAAUUAUUGCCGCACCUUAAAAUAGUGUAUAUACACCCAAAAGAAGAAAACUACUCUAUCUACACAUCGCGUUGCUGCACACACAGGACAUCAUCAUCAUAUGUAGAAAAGGCAACAACACCAGCAACAACAACAACAACAACAUCAACUGGAAUAUAAAAAAAAGGAGUAGAGAGACAACUACACAACGUCGACUAUACAACCACGACGAAUAUACAGGAAUUGCAGCAGCAGCAGCAGUAGCAGCAGCAAUUGCAAUAAAUUUGCAGCAGGACGAAAAAAAUUUUUUUUUUCUGUGAAAAAUAAAACGCACCAAUACAAAAAAGCACAAAAGAAUUAAAAAUCAAUCUGUUUGAGCAAAUUUAAGGAUAUCAAAGCAGAAGAAGGAAGAAAAAAAAAAACGCCCUAAAUUCUUUAAGGAUAUAAAUAGAAAAAAAAAACAAAUCGCGUGAUUUUCUAGGAUAAAUCCACAAAAUAAAAAAAAAGGAUAUUUCUAUGUACCUAUCUACUAAACCAAAAACAACAACAACAAAAACACCAACUGUACUCCUCCUACUCAAAAGGAUUCUUUUUGUAUAUUUUUACUACUCAUAGAGAGGAGUCACGUCAUAAGUCGAGUCGUCGUCGGUUGUCUUCGAAUUCGCGGGGUUGUGUGUGUGUUUUUCUUUUUUAAAAGGAAAUUCUAGUGCAAUACUCAAUAAUACUCAAAACAGGAUAUUUUUUCUGUGUGUUUUAUUUUUUUUUUGUAAAUGUGAUGCGUGUUGUGAAUAUUAAAAAAAAAGGAUAUUAACUGAAAAAUUCAGAAAAAAAUAGUAAUUUCCUCUCUACAAGGAUUCUGCAUUUAAAAAACAAGCUUUCUCCUAUUUUGCCACAGUAGUUCUUCCAAGAGGCUCUAAAGAAAAUAUAAAAAAAGGAAGAAGAAAAAAAAAUUAAAAAAAAAAACCAGGACAUCAAGGAGUGUUUUAUUUAUAUAUCGUUCUUUGUGUUAAAAAUAAGAAAUAAGAGAGUAUAAGAAGAAGCUUUUUUAUACACAAAAUAUUGUGAUCGAUUUUACAAAAAUUAAUUAAAAAAAAAAUAUAUAUAAAAACAUUAAAAUAAAUAAACAAACACAAGCUUAAAAAUAUAAAACAACGUUCUACACACUAAUUAAUUCGCUAACCUCAGCAUCAACAGUUUAAGCAAAGCGUUCGUUUAUGUGUUAAAUUUACAAAUCAUAAUUAUAAAUUAACAAUUGUAUCAGUAUUAUUAGCUAUAGAACAUUUCUCUUACUAUCAAAAAAAAAAAAAACAUUUAUAGACAAAAAAAAAUACUUCUAAUUAGUAAAAAAAUUUUAUUAAUCGUACAUUUUCUUUGUUAAACAAAAACAAAAAAAAAAUACAUAAAUCCUUUCGAUUUAAUCAUUAUUCAAGAACCUCUCCUUCUUCCCUAAUUGUUACACACUAAAAACACAUAUUUUCAUCCAAUUUCUAAAUGAUGACCAGCGGAAUGGUUGAAGGUCAACAACAACAACAGCAAAAUGGCGGAAGUGGCAGCUCAUCGGAAGAUCCAAAAACCAAUUUAAUUGUAAAUUAUCUGCCACAGACAAUGUCACAGGAGGACAUUCGGUCUUUGUUUGUCAGUGUUGGUGAAGUUGAAAGCUGCAAGCUGAUUCGUGAUAAAGUAACAGGCCAAAGUCUCGGCUAUGGUUUUGUUAACUAUGUUAAACAAGAAGAUGCCGAAAAAGCAAUAAACUCCUUAAAUGGUCUUCGUUUACAAAAUAAAACCAUUAAAGUGUCAAUCGCCCGUCCUAGCUCAGAAUCAAUUAAGGGAGCAAAUCUAUAUGUAUCUGGUCUUCCAAAGAAUAUGACCCAACCAGAUCUAGAAGUACUAUUCAGUCCAUUUGGAAAAAUAAUUACCUCAAGAAUUUUAUGCGACAAUAUCACAGGUGGAGCUAGUAGUGAUUCCGGUCUUUCAAAAGGUGUCGGCUUCAUUCGGUUUGAUCAACGCCAUGAGGCAGAUCGUGCCAUCAAGGAACUGAACGGAACUGUACCGAAAAACGCCACCGAUCCAAUUACAGUGAAAUUCGCCAACAACCCGAGCAGCAGCAAAGCUUUGGCACCCCUGGCCGCUGCCUAUAUUGCGCCCCAAAAUCCACGAGCGAGAUUUGCAGGUGGAGCUGCUGCCGCUGCAGCGGCUGCUGCCAUACAUCAUCCUACCGCUGCUGGACGUUAUAGUUCGGUUAUUCCCAGAUAUUCCCCACUGACUGGUGAUCUCUUAGCCAACACAAUGAUUCCGGGGAAUACAAUCAAUGGAUCUGGUUGGUGUAUUUUUGUUUAUAAUUUGGCACCAGAGACUGAAGAGAAUGUGUUGUGGCAAUUGUUUGGACCGUUCGGGGCUGUGCAAUCUGUUAAGGUAAUUCGUGAUCUCCAGACAAACAAAUGCAAAGGAUUCGGCUUCGUUACAAUGACCAAUUAUGAAGAAGCUGUUGUUGCUAUACAAUCAUUAAAUGGUUAUACAUUGGGCAAUCGGGUCUUACAAGUCAGCUUCAAAACAAACAAACAAAAGCAAACGUAAUUUUUACAAAUACUAAAUCGAAAUCAAUUGUUUGCGUUUUUAAAUUUACUUUUACAUUGAUUUUUUUUUUCUCAAAUUAUGUUUAUGUUUAAAAUUAUUAAUAAUUAUUAUUUGUGUUUUGUUUUUUCUUAAAAAGUCCGCAAUAUAUAUUUAAUUUUAUUUAUUUAUUAUUUUUUUUUUUUUAAAUUCGUUAAUUAAGUGUGAAGUUUAUUUUUUUUUUGUUUAAAUAAUUGUAUUAAAUUGUUAAGUUUUAGUUUUAUUUAUUUUUUUUUUAAACAAGCGGUCUUUUGUUUUUACUUUGUAAACUAUGUUUAUUUAAAAAAAAAAAAAAAUAUGGAACUUAAUGUUAAUAAUAAUGCAAAACAUACACACACAAAAAUUUUAAGGCUAAAUAAAAAAAUACUACAAGAACAGACAAAAAUGCUAAAAACCUAAAAAUAAAUAAACAACAAAUAGAAAUUCACAACUUGUACUGAAUUCCAUGACGAUUAUUGUAAAGUUUUUCUAUUUUAUAUUUUUUUUCUUAUUUAAAAAAAUACUAAUUUGACUUAAAUCACACACGCAAAUAAAAUUACGUUUAUAUUCCUUUUUUUUCCUACAAACGAAAAAUAUGUGCUCUCGAUAUUCAUUUUCAUUUUGUUGGUUUUGUUUAUUUUUUUUUUCAAAAGAAUUAUUUAAAUGCACGUAGGAAAAAAAUGCAAAUUUAAGCAAAAAUAUUAAUAAAAAUGAAAAAAAAAAAUAAUAAUGCAGAGAAAUGAGAUAAUGAGAUAAAACACCAUUUUUAAAAAAAAAGUAAAACAAAAGAAAAAAAAAUAUUAAUAAAAAAAUAUUAUACACCUUACUAUAUUAUUAUUAAUAUUAUUAUAUAUACAUUUAUAUAAAAUAUUAUAUUAUAUAUAUUUAAUCUACAAUUGAGACAAAAACUAAAAAUAAAUAAAAAACAAAAAAACCAAAUCAUGAUUUUCACAAAUACAUAAAUUUAUACAUUUUGAUUCCAAGUAAUACAAUAAAAAAAAUAAAAAUAAUAAAAAAGAAAUCAUAAAUAUAAUAAAAAACAAAAAAAAAAAAAAAAACAAAAAAUCGAAAACGUAUGUGAGAGGAACGUAUACAAUUAAUAUAACAAUAAAUUAAAAAAUAAAACACAAAAUAUAUAUGUAUAAUAUAUAUUUAAAAAUUUUGUAGAUACAAACAAAAAGGAAAAUUUAAAUAAUAAUAAAAAAAAAAUCAUAAACAAAAAAAAAACAUUUAUUAUGAUUAUUAUUGAUUCGACAAAAAAACUAAAUUUAAAAGAAAUUAUUGUAGCAAAAUUUAAUGUUAUUGUAGAAUAAAUUUCGUUAAUAUUUAUUCCUUAUUUUUCUUCUUUUAUCAUCUUUAAAGUAAAAGAAGAAAAGUUUUCGAAAUUGUCUCUUUUGGUUAUUAAAAAUAAAGAAAGAAAAAAACCACAAAACCAAAAACAAAACAACAAACAACUAUCAAAUUCUUUAUCCCUCCUAAUAUUUAAAACAAAAAAAAAAAAACAUACCUACACAAAUAUAUUACAAACAAAAUAAAAUAAUUAAUUUAAACAAAGUUUAUAAUUAAUUAAAGAAAAAAAUAUUUGUAGUAGUUAAUUAUAGAAGUUUUAGACAUUUUUAUAAAGAAUCUUCUUUUCCUUAAAAACGUUAAAAACAAAAAAACGAGCAGAAUAUUGAAAUUGGUAGAAGAAUAUUCAAGAAGUAUAUUUAAAAAAAAAUAUUUUCUUAAAUUUAUUUUUCAACUUAGUUGAUGAAAAAGCUUUUUAUAUCCCAAUUAAGUUGAGCAUGCUUCAUUUAAGUAUAAUUCUUGUUCUUACUGAGCUUAAAGCUUAUGAAAAGCUUUUUAAAUCCAUAUCAAACUUGAUUAGGAGUCUUUAAAAAAGAAAUGAUUUUCGUAGAUAUAUUGCAUUCUAUGAUUUAUUAGUUUUUAAGUGGAAAAUAUUAUGUUGUUUUUUUUUCAAAUCAUCAUUACUGUACUUAUUAUGUUCAAACCAAUACAUCUAUAUGAGCUUUAUCAUAGAUCUUAUCCAUAGAGUUUAAAUUUAAGCCAAGCUUUUACCAGUGUCAUUAAUCAUAAUUAAACUUGUUCAAUUUUUAAGCGGACCGCUAUUAUUUUGAAUAAUAAUUUCGAUUAAGCUUUUUGAAAGCUUAAUAUACAUGUAUCUAAGUAUUUUAGCAAAUACUUUUUUUAACCGAGCUUUAUCUAUAAGCAAAUGAUCUAUAUAGGAGGCUAAAAUCUAAUGAGUAAAUGUUGUAAAUCCACUAUCAAGUUGAUAGUUGAGCUUUUACAUGAGCUUUUUAAAGACUUAAUAAAUAAAAUAAAGCUUUAAUGUGAAGUAAUAAAAUUUUGAAUUGGAUUAAGCUUUUAAUUGAGCUUUUAUUUUCAAAGCUUUAACAUUUAAUUUUCUCUCUCUUUUAACUACAAAAGCUUAUAUAUUUUUUUUAUUGUUUCAAAAACAUACUUCUUGAGUAUUUUCUACUUGUUUUUUUUUUUUUUUUAUAUGUAUCAACUUGAUUCUUAAUUAAAACAAAACAAAAAAAUAAAUUUAAUUAAAAACAAAAAUUUAUAAAAAAAAAAAAAAAAACAAAUGCUUAAAAAUUAGUAAAACAUAAAUCGCAUAAGUAGAAAGAAAAUUAAAAAAUUUUAAAGUUUCAAUCACACACACAAAAAUGAAGGAAGAAAGGAUAAAUAAACAUUAUUAAAAACAACAAAAAAAAAAA
This is a messenger RNA of Episyrphus balteatus (marmalade hoverfly), 5639 nucleotides long. RefSeq names its product ELAV-like protein 3. The transcript has 9 exons. Gene Ontology annotation, cellular component: ribonucleoprotein complex. The record is from RefSeq and is a predicted model, not a curated record. Lineage: Eukaryota; Metazoa; Arthropoda; Insecta; Diptera; Syrphidae. Gene Ontology annotation, molecular function: RNA binding. Bases 1822 to 2904 code for a protein of 360 amino acids.